AUGGCAGUGAUGUUAAGGUUUGUGAAUAAGAAGGGUGAGAUAAUCGAAAUAUUUGAGCAUGUUAGUGACACUUCUUCAAGAUCUUUAAAAGCAGUUUUGGACAUGUUAUUUGCUCGCCAUAAUUUAUCUCUUUAUAGAUUGCGAGGACAAGCAUAUGAUGGAGCAUCCAACAUGAGGGGAGAGUUUAAUGGGUUGAAAGCACUUAUUCAACGGAAAAAUCCUUUUGCUUUCUAUGUCCAUUGUUUUGCCCAUCAAAUGCAGUUGGUGGUUGUUGCUAUUGCAAAACAUAUUGCAGUUGUUGCUGAAUUUUUUACUAACAUCAGUAUGAUUGUUAAUAUUGCUGGAAAAGGGCUUAAUCAACCGACUAAUCUUGCAAGACCUGGUGAUACUCGUUGGGGUUCACAUCAUGUUACUUUAGUCUGUUUGUUGUCUAUGUGGGGUUCAGCCUUAUAUAUGCUUGAAAGAGUUUAUGAAGAUGCAAUUGAAAGAGAGCCGAGGGGAAAAGCAAGUGCCUUGAUUAAACUGAUGGAGGAUUUUCACUUUGUAUUUAUUCUACAUCUGAUGCUUAAGUUAUUGGAUAUAACAAAUAUAUUGCCACAUGCCUUGCAACAGAAAGAUCAGAAUAUUGUGAAUGCAAUGAACUUGAUUGAAGUUUUAAAAAUAAAGCUACAAGACUUGAGAGACAAUGAAUGGGAUGCUUUGCUACAUGAAGUCAGCAUGUUUUGUAACAAGCAUAGCAUUGUGGUGCCUGAUAGGGAAGAUCAAUUUCUAAUUCCAGGACGGUCUCGCCGUGUGAGGCACUUGGUAACUUGUUAUCAUCAUCAUCAUAAUGAGGUUUUUCUUCCUGUGAUUGAUUUGUUUACUGUUGAGAUGAAUGAUAGGUUUUCUGAAUAUAGCACUGAAUUAUUAAGGUACAUCUCUUGCCUUGAUCCGAGAGACUAUUUUUCUAGAUUCGAUCAACAUAGUUUGAUUUGCCUUGCUAAACUCUAUUCUGAUGAUUUAUCUGCUACUGACUUGUACUUCUUGAGAGAGGAGCUAGAGAUAUACAUUUGUGAAGUAAGAAAUAGUUCUGAUUUUACUAGUUGUGAAGAUCUUGCUAUCCUUGCAAUUAAGAUGGUUCAAACUGGUAGACAUUCUACGUUUCCAUUGAUUUAUCGUUUGAUUGAGUUGGCUUUAAUUUUACCGGUGGCUACAACAUCUGUUGAGAGAGCUUUUUCUGCAAUAAAGCACGUUAAGUCAGAUGUACGGAACAACAUGGCAGAUGAGUGGUUGAAUGAUUUGACGACAUGCUUCGUUGAGAGAGAUAUAUUUGAUUCUAUCGACAAUGAAGAUAUUUUACAACAUUUUCAAAACAAAGCAAACCGGCGAAUUCAACUUUCACCUCUUGCUCUUUCCAAUUCUUAG
Molecule: messenger RNA, 1404 nt
Organism: Mercurialis annua (annual mercury)
Lineage: Eukaryota; Viridiplantae; Streptophyta; Magnoliopsida; Malpighiales; Euphorbiaceae
Exons: 2
Coding region: 1-1404 (467 amino acids)
Molecular function (GO): protein dimerization activity
Source: RefSeq, a predicted model, not a curated record